Molecule: messenger RNA, 3129 nt
Organism: Acanthosepion pharaonis
Lineage: Eukaryota; Metazoa; Mollusca; Cephalopoda; Sepiida; Sepiidae
Source: the annotation of a GenBank genome assembly
AUGGUCAGUCUUCAAUUCAUCUACCAAGCCUGUUCACCUACCUGCCACACCUGUCACGAAAUCCAAAUGAUUUCUUGUUUCAACCUCUUUUUCUUUCGGACUUCUCUUUUUGCCCCCUCUUUCUCUUGGACUUCUCUUUUUUUGCCCCUCUUUCCUUCAGACAUCUCUUUCCGCCCACCCUUCCUCUCAGGCUUCUCUUUCCGCCCACCCUUCCUCUCAGGCUUCUUUUUCCGCACACCCUUCCUCUCAGGCUUCUCUUUCCUUCCCACCCUUCCUCUCAGGCUUCUCUUUCCGGAUCACCCUUCCUCUCAGGCUUCUCUUUUCGCCCAACCCUUCCUCUCAGGCUUCUCUUUCCAAAAUAAAGACCUUCCUCUCAGGCUUCUGAGAAAGCCCAAUGUUCCUCUCAGGCUUCUCUUUCCGCCCACCCUUCCUCUCAGGCUUCUCUUUCCGCCCACCCUUCCUCUCAGGCUUCUCUUUCCGCCCACCCUUCCUCUCAGGCUUCUCUUUCCGCCCACCCUUCCUCUCAGGCUUCUUUCCAACCCUUCCUCUCAGGCUUCUCUUUCCGCCCACCCUUCCUCUCAGGCUUUUUCUAUGGUGUUCGGCAUUCCAACAAUUAAGCGAGAAAAAGUCAGUUAUCUCCUUCGAACGCUGCAUUCCUUAAUUGACGGACUGAAUGAAGAAGAACGUGAAGACUGCUUAUUAAUUGUUUUUGUGGCUGAGGUAAUUGUGGGUGAGCAAAUAUAUAAAGAAUUUAAAAGCAGUGUUGAUAGUGGACUUGUUGAAGUCAUUUCUGCUCCAGCAGAAUUUUACCCAAACCUUAAUCACCUGAAGGAAACAUUAGGAGACUCUCAGCAGAGGGUUCGAUGGCGAACUAAACAGAAUUUGGACUUCUCAUUUUUGAUGCUCUAUGCAAAGAGUAAAGGUGUCUAUUAUGUUCAGCUUGAAGAUGAUGUGAUAUCCAAACCAGGCUAUCUAUCAAUAAUGAAAACCUUCACGCAACAACAAAAAUACACAGAAUGGCUUGUGCUUGAGUUUUCUACUCUAGUUUUGCUGGUUUCAACAUUAAUCCAUUUAAACAAACUUACUUCCUUGAGCAGCUCCAUCUUGUUUUGCCAUUUCUUUCUUUCUCUCUCUCUCUCUCUCUCUGUGUCUUGCUCACCUUACAUUGCCAUGUUUUCUCCCUCUAUCAACUACCUUUUAUGCCUUCUCCCUCUGGUAACCUCCUCUUGUCUUACCACACCUGAGCUCCCUUUCUUUCUUUCUUUCUUUCUUUCUCAUAUCCCCUCUUGUCUUACCAUGCCAUUUCUCUCUUUCCUUGCCAUGCCUUCUUCCUCCAGCAACCCCCUUGUAUCUUACCUCACUCUCUCUCUCUCUCUCUCACAAACCCCACCUCUUGGUUUACUCCUCUCUCUCUCUCUCUCUCUCUCUCUCUCACAUCUCAUCUUGCCAUACUAUCUCUCUUUUUCUCACCUUGCCAUGCCUUCUCUCUUUAGCAAACCCCACCUCAUGUUUUGUCUCUUUCAUCCUCCCUUUUGUCUUACCUUACCAUCUCUCUCUUGUCAUGGCAUGUCUUCUUCCUUUGACAAUCCCCUAUUCUCUUACCAUGACUUAUCUCUCUCUCUAACUCUCUGUCUCUUUCUAACAUCUACUGUUUUUUCCCACAUCCUCUUUCUCUCUCUUACACAUCACAUUUUAUCUUGUCAUAUUAUCUUUCUCUCACAUGCCAUGCCUUCUCCCUUUGGCAACCACCUCCUCUCUUAUUUUGCCAUACCUUCUCUUUCUCUAAUGUCCACCCUUGUUUUCCCACAGCCUCUCUCUCUCUCUCUCUCUUUUCCACAUCACAUUUUAUCUUGCCAUAUUAUCUUUCUCUUGCAUGCCAUGACUUCUCCCUUUGGCAACCACCUCCUCUCUUAUUUUGGCAUACCUUCUCUUUCUCUCUCUCUCUCUCUCAUCCCAGCUAGAGCUUGCCAUUCCAUCUUCUUAUAUUCCUCUUGCCUCUCUUCACUCUGGCUCAAUGUUGUCCCAUCUUUGUUUAAUUUCAUCCAUAUCUUCUUGAUUUUUACUUUUUCCUUUCUGAGAAAAUUAUUCAAAUCAAAUGAACUGCCAAUUCUGGUUGAAUUUUUUCUGAUGUUUCACACAGACAAACCAAUUGAUUGGCUGUUAGAUCACUACCUGUCAGUCAAAGUCUGCAAUCCUGAAAAAGAUAAUAAACAUUGUUUUCGAAUGAAAGAUGAAGUACGGAGACGAUACAAGCCUUCUCUUUUUCAACAUAUCGGCAUGCAGUCAUCACUAAAGGGAAAGGUCCAAAAACUGAAGGAUAAAUAUUUUGGUAAGCAAGGAUUGUACCGUGCUCACGUCAAUCCCAAAGCUCAUGUUAGCACAACGCUGAAGACUUACCAACAGUAUACUCUGCUGAAAGCCUACCUGGGCGAGACAUUCUUUUGGGGGAUCAGCCCUCGGCCAAAUGACAUCAUUAAAUUUGAAUUCACACCGCCAGUUGUACUGGAAAAAUUUUUAUUCCGCAGUGGUAACUUGGAACAUCCUGGGGACAAACUAACUGACACAACAGUUGAGAUCUUCCCUUCAUCCCAUAAGCAUCUAGUUAAUCUGAAGAAUAAUGAGCCUUACCAAACUGUUGGCCUUGGCUACUAUGUGGUCAGCAGAUUUAAUUCAGAGGGUGUUGCAGAAGGUCAAAUAAAAGAAGUAAUGGGACCUAUCAAGGUUCUUCGACUCCACUGCCAAGCCAAAAGUGAUAGCUGGGCUAUAUUAAGUGAAAUUUAUAUCAAAGCAAAAACUGAAUAUUUUUUCUUCUCUUUUUUUCCUCUUUUUUUCUUUUUUCUCUUUUUUUCUCUCUUUUUAUUUUCUUUCUUUUCUUUUUUUUCUCUCUUGUUUUUUUCUCUCUCUUUUUUCUCUCUCUCUCUUUUUUCUCUCUCUCUCUUUUUCUCUCUCUCUUUUUUCUCUUUCUCUUUUUUCUCUCUCUCUUUUUUCUCUCUCUUUUCUCUCUCUCUCUUUUUCUCUCUCUCUUUUUUCUCUCUUUUUUCUCUCUCUCUUUUUUCUCUCUCUCUCUUUUUUCUCUCUCUCUUUUUUCUCUCUCUCUCUUUUUUCUCUCUCUCUUUUUUCUCUAUUUAA